Molecule: messenger RNA, 4071 nt
Organism: Bemisia tabaci
Lineage: Eukaryota; Metazoa; Arthropoda; Insecta; Hemiptera; Aleyrodidae
Source: RefSeq, a predicted model, not a curated record
UACAGUUUGAAAUUGCCGCGUGGGUUGUCACGCAUGCGCAUCACGUGUAAUUUAUGAAUGUAUGGCGGCAAGCCAGAUGUAAACAAACAAGUUGGGCCUUGCAAACAUGUGCCGUGCAGUUUUCGAAAUCGGGAAGACAUGUAGACUAACCAAGUACCUAAAUUAUCACACUCAGAAACUAUUUCUAAUGUAUGGUGUUCGUGAUUAUAGUAGCACAACUUCAGCGUGAUAGAUAUCAAAACUCCAGCUGGAAAUCCAAUUAAUGGAAUGAUUUGAAAGCCCUCACUUGUUGAUUGAGUUAAGUGUAACCUUUGAAAAAGAAUGUUCUUCACAUAGUCUAAAAUAAAGUAGUGUAAAAUGAACGAUACUGACUCAAGCCUCAAGAAAUCGUCUCUUUCCAAGUCAACCUUGAAAAAUUCUGCGCAAAUUAGUUCCGUACCCUUGAUUGUCAGUGAAUUGGUUUAUAAUUCUCUCAGUGCUGAUGCGCAAUCUAUCGCUGUUCGCUUGGAGCUCAAUCGCCAAAAACUCCAAGUGGUCGACAAUGGGAUUGGAAUGACCGAAAUUCAAUUAAACCAGUUGCAAGCUCGAGACAAAACUCAUUUUCCCCAUCAAGACGGGUUUGCAUCAUAUCCUUUUUUCCAAGCUCAAAAUUUUAAAAUACUCCUAGAGACAUGCCAGAAUCUAAUGAUAAUUUCAAGAACAAGGAACUCGGAUGAAUCAUAUUUUCGUGUUUGGAAAUGUGGAAAGUCCCAGGGGAAAAGUGAAGGAGCACCCCAAAACAGAGCAACUCAUGGCACAACGAUCAUUAUUGAGGGCCUAUUUUACAACCAGCCAAUCAGGCAGAAGCUGAUUUGCCCCUCUAUCGAGCUGAAUCGCGUAAAAAGACAAAUUUCAUCUAUUUCAGUUGUUCAUCCACAUGUCAGUUUUUCUCUCCGAGAUAAUCAUUCUGGAGCACUUGCUCUUCAAUUGAAGAAAAACGAUAAUCUCAUGGCGAGAUUCUGUUGUGCUUACCCCGAAGUAUCAAUUUCAUCUCUCAUUGAAGUGUCAGCGAACAACGAAAUUAUCAACGUUUCUGGUGUUAUAAGUCGUAAUACCAACCAUGAAAAUACCAUUCAGUUAGUCUACAUCAACAAACGGUUGAUUGUAAAUUCUUUUAUCCGUGAUUUAAUUAACUUCCUACUAUCAAAAAGUUUUUUUCUCAACGGAAUCCACGUCAAGAACAAAGGGAGGUGCUCUAAAGUACCAAUAAACGAUCAAAUUUUAAGCAAAAUUCCGUGUCUCGAAACCAAACCAUCGGAAUCUCGUUCACCAACCGCCUCACCGAUUUUUCAAAAAUCCAAGCACGCUGUUUUUGCCAUCGACAUAACCUGCAUCUCAGGGGAAUGUAGUAUCGUAUCCUCUCCGAAAUCCACGGAGGUCAUUUUCUCAAAUCAAACAGCAUUUUUUGACUGCCUUCAGCAAGCCAUUCAACAAUUUUUGGUUUCAGAAAGCAAUCUGAAACCUACUGUAUUCGAUGAUGAAAAGAUAAAAUCAAGUGAUCGAAAGACAGACUGUAACCAGCCACCGGUGACUUUAACGCAAGAACCGAAAAGUAAACCCUCCGAUCCAAACACAGUCACAACCAAAAAAGCCCACGAUGCUUCUGUCUCGAACGAACGUAAGAAGAGUACGACGAGGGCAGUUGUUACUACUUAUGCUAAAAUAAAAAAGAACACAUUUUGUAGCUUUCGGCCUAAUACUCCUGCUCGGCAAAGGAAAGUACGUUCCGACGAUGUUCGAGUAUUGAAAGAGAAGUUACAAGAACUUGUCAAAAAAGAUAAAAAUCCCAAACAACUCUUAAAAGAUAAUGCUCGAAAAGAUAGUGAACGUGCUAAUCCAAAAUCGAAUAAAAACUCUGAGGGUACUCUCGCUAGCAAUACCGUCAACAGCCCUCAAUUUCCUUCAAGAGCAAAAUUACACCACCGUAAAAUUGCAAGGAAAAUGGAACGCACCAGCAGGGUGCCAGUAAUAUCGAAAAAAAUUCGUGGGUCGCCCGAUUUUCAACUUCAAAAGUCAUUGCAGAGGAACGCCAAAACAACCGUCAAAAAUUCAAAGAGAGUACAGAAGAAUUUUGCCAAAGAACAACUUUCCCCUCCGUAUGAUGGCACUAUACCAGUGCGCGAUCCUCCUGACAAUAAUAAAACAAUUGACAAGAUCACUUUUAAAAACAAACAUAGACUUUUCAAGAGAAAAGAUGAUCUCGUCCCGGAUCGAGACAUAACCUCCAAAAGGAAGAAACUCGCCGAAAAUGUCACGGUAAGUUCAAAGCCCCGCGAAGUCGAGAAAGUCAUCCAAAAGGGUAAAGAAAAUCGACCACUGAAGAGGAAAAUUAAUCCCGAAAGUGUAGUCACAGAUUGUACCUCUGAAGUCAUUCCCGAUGAAAGUAAACGUGAUAAUAAUGCGACAAACAGCAAACAUUCUAAAGUAGCGAAAAUGAAAAGCGGGCGCGAUAGUGAUUGCUUAAACAACUCAUUAAAUUUUUCUCAACAAAAUAAUUCGGGUAGCGUUCAAAAAUCUGUGAGUGAACGAAAUUCGCCCCCGGAGGACGGGCAUCUUACUAUUUCCUGCCAAUCGAGUGAGGUCGAAAACAGCCCGGACUGCAACACAAGUCUGUGCGGUUUCUGUGGCUCUAGCAAAUCUGUUAUCUCGUUGGACGCCGAUUCAAAAAGAUUCAAAUUUUCAGAAAAGUUAUUGUCUGAUUUGGGGUCAAUAACUAGUUUCGAGGGCAGCGAAGAGAAGUCUUGUAAAACUAAGGCCAAUCCGAAGUUUGAUGCGGAAACCCCUUUGACUGGAUCAUCGUCUACGAAAUUUUCAAGGCCACACCACCGCGAAGAAAUUAAAAACAAACUUCAUUCAAAUAUUCUCAACGUCCAAAAAUCAUCGAAGGAAAAAUUUAAAAAAAGCCAAUCGCGGAAAAAAACUAAGCUCAUAAGUCUAGCCAAUUUUUUGAGAAACCAAAGCCUCACUUACCAUAAGCGGAAGAAAUUAUUUGUCGCGUCGAAAGUAGCAGCGAAAAAUGCGAAUGGUAAAAAGAAUCCGUGUCCCACGGAUGGAAAGUCCAGAAAAAAACAUAUCAACGAAAAAUUUCGCAGAAAAUUAAAACGAUUAAAGUCACCUAAAGAGCCGAGAAAAUGUAACUUAUGCACAAUGUUUGCUGCAAAUCCUAAUUUGAAAGAUCACGAAUCCUGUAACUCAAGCUCAAUGAAAGAAGACGGUCACGCCGCAUCUGGAAAGAUAUCAGACAAAAUUGAACCGUUUACAACGAAUUUUCGAAAAACCCGCCCUGAAAAAGCUAGUCGGGAUUUAAACCAAAGUUUUGGAAAUGUCUGUUCAAGGAUGCGAACCAACGUCAAUCUUCCUGGAAUUCACCGCGUUGUUACUCCUCGUGAUAUUUUAAAUCAUGAUAAUUCAACCCGCGUGAGUAGCCUUGUGAAUUCUCGUGUGCGUGAACCUGAGAUGAAUUCUAAAUUUCUGAUGUCAAUCAACGAACCUGAGUUUUUAACUGUGCUCAACGUUGAACAUCUAAAUUCUCCCGCAACACCUGAACACAAUCCGCCAAUCACACCACCGACUUACGAAAGAGAAAUCUCCGGUAGUGUUGGAGAAAAGUUGAGAGCCCGAUUUGAAGAACUGCACUUAGAUAAUCAGGUUGAAGUGGCUCCAAAAGAAAAUAGAAAAUUCGCAUCCAAGCAGACUGAGGAGCGCCAAUAUUUACCGCAACAUUUUAGAUUCGAUCCAAAAAUCAACUCCCCAGGUGAUAACAUCGUCUUUCUCCCGCGAAACGGAGGUAAACCCUCUCUUUCUCGAUUUUUUAAAGGAAACAAACCCCCGCAGCCCUGUCAGCGUGAAUUUUCACCUUUCUUUAAGCCUGUGAUCACCACGGUGCCGUCUCCUUUUUUGAAAUCGCGCCCUAUAAAAAAACUGGUUCCUGCUCCUGAUUUAUUUUUGUCGAUGCAAGUGGAAGAUAAUUACAAGAGUAAUUUCCUUUCAACUAACGAAGGAGAACAAAGAAAGAGUGUUGAUGAUUCCUAA